UUAGUUAACGACAAAGCCUGGCAACUGAACCAACGUUAAGCGAGAUGGAGGAUUUUACAGCGCCUCAAGAAGCAGAAGGACCAGAAAGUGUUUCCUCUAGGGCCAACUUCACCUCUUCAGCCGUCAAUGUUAUCAAGGGCAUCCUGGAUGAACAGGUGAAAAGUAUCGGUGUCAUUAAUAAAGAUGGCAUUUUAGAAAAUGAACAUGAACAGCUUGUGUCCAGCACCACCCAGGAUUUACACAAGGCAAUCUCUGACAUUCAGAACUAUAUAGUAGAAGAAGUUCAGUCAGAAUCAAAGGCCGAAACAUCCUGCUGGAGAAAGGUGGAAACUAAAAUGAAGUACGUUGUUGUCCUCAGAUAUGUCAAGCAGUCAAUUGUUACAAUCGUGGCAAAACUGAGGAGGGAAUUUAACUGCUCCACACCUGCAGAAAAGACCUCACUGCAGCAGCUAUUUGACAUAGCAGAAGAGAUGGUGCAGGACAUGAUCCCACCAGAGGAAGAUGACAACGUAAGAAAGGAAACAGAUGACUGGUCCUUGUACAGGAAAACUGCUAGUGACAUUUCACUUGACCAGUACCAAAUCGGUAAUCGCCUGGUGGAUAUUGUGUACCACCAUCUAGAACCAGAAGGUAACACCACACAAUAUAGGGAUGAGACUAGCAAAGAAGUGUAUUCGCUUGUUGUGGUGACAUGGAACUGGAUCAACAGAAAGUCACACAUGCAUGAGAUAAGAAAGGGCCCCGUGCACAUUGGUCUGAGGAAGCUUAGCCAAGAGUUGGCAGGUCUCAGAGCAAGCACAGAGGGCCCUUCAGAAAAGGACGAUGACACUGUGACAACCGUGUCUAAAGAAACACCAGCUCCUCUUACAGGUGAGUCAGCUAUCGGUACUGAAGCUGAUGAAGCUGCAGGUGGGGCCACAGUAGACAACAGCCAAGAGUUGCAAAAACUAUGCCAUUUGGUAGUGACCGGGCUGAUUAGUCAGAUCAUGAAAGACGACUGGAUCCAUGCGUCUGAACACAUAAUCGACAUCAUCGGGAUACUGAGAGAGAGGCUCUUCGCAGAGCUCUCGGACUCUAACAUCGCUUUUGAGGUGAACGACCAACACAUCAAAAGAAUCGCCAAGGCGGUGAAGAAGGACUUGAUUAAAACCACACGAAAACAAAAAGGGAAUCUCCGACUUAGCCUGCUGGUAAAGAACGAGGGCCUGUUCAAAGAUAUAACUGAGGGUCUGAAGGAGCAUCUGAUGCUGCCGAAAAGGACGAGCUGCGUCAAAAGGUUCUUCAGAUGUGUCUUGAAGACCAUGGCCAAACCCUUCACCGCCUGCUGCAGACGUGACUGAAGAGCAGUCACUGGCAGUCUUAGGGUGGGUGUUUGGGUGGGGCAGACCUUUUUCAAAGGAGACAUUUUGUCCUGGCCAAAACAGAUUUGGCUCCUGCUAUGACAAAUCGAAAUCUCUGCUAUGAAAAAGGUCUACUGAGACCCGAGGUCCCGCCUCAUGUCCUGCUGAGUUCAGGAUAUGACGCAGGACUUCAGGUGUCAGGUCAGCACGUGUCUCACAGCAACAAGGCGAAGGUUCAGAUCCAGGCCCUGAACCUCCUUGCUGUGAGGAGCACACAUGUGCAUGUUAACUGUGUUACUCGGAUUUACUCCGAGUGCUUCGAUUUCUUCCUAUAUUUUAAUAAAUAAUAAAA
Messenger RNA from Scatophagus argus, 1692 nucleotides. RefSeq lists its product as uncharacterized. The transcript has 2 exons. NCBI's taxonomy places the organism in Eukaryota, Metazoa, Chordata, Actinopteri, Scatophagidae. The record is from RefSeq and is a predicted model, not a curated record. The coding region runs from base 45 to 1340 and encodes 431 amino acids.